GUGGUAAGAGAUAUUAUUGAUUUCAACAUAUAGUUCCUAAUAGUUUUUAGAGGAUUUUUAAGGUAUUUAUUGUGUGUCUCACAUCCUUAUACCUAUAAAUGUAGAUCAUUGGUUUACAGAAAAUGUCUCUUAUUUAAUCUAAUUAGCAAGGCUAGUCUUCAUUUGUAAAUUUAUCUUACAAACCAAACAUCUUUCAGUAAAAGUCCACUUGAUUUUAUAACUCAAAUGUGUUAAUGUAUGCCACCAUGACAACCAUCACAUGCCUGAAUUCUAAUUCUAUUAGAAGUAAAUAGGGCACAGAGCUACAGCAUGUGUUGCCUAGAUACCAUAAGGUACUGUUGCUGCAGUCUUUCUUCCACUGUGCUCAGGAAGCUGUCUCAUGUGAUGCUGUUUCAGAGUUUAUAUGGUUUAAGGAUGAUUUGUCAAAUAUAUUUGAAAGAUGAUUCACCAAGGCCCUUGGAGUAAUGGGAUCAAGACAGAUGCGAACUCUGCCCUUGUAGAGUCUUGAGUCUGUUGGGGAAGACAGACAUUAAAUUCCAUCAGUAUAAGGAUGAUCUAUAUUUGGAGGAGAGAACUAAAUUGUACAAGGGCAUCAUAGUGUCUUAGGACUUCACUCCUGGGGGAAAGCUACUCUUCAGGUCAUAUACAUCAUAAUGCGGAAUUCUUCAUCAGUACCACCAAAAGAUCAAGGCUGAAAGGCCCCAAGAGCAGGCCAACUCAUUGUAUGCAGAACUGGGAGGCCAGCUCACCACUGCCAGUUAGCUGGAGGUAAUAGAUGUCACUGGGAUUAUGGAUGUGGCUUCACUGGCAUAAUGACUCAGGCGAAUCAGAUGUCCCUUCUGGAACAGCACAGAGUGGGAGGACCUUACACAGUAAGAGCCAGUUUAGGACCAUUGCACCAAAAAUUGUGCCUAAAGUCCUAACAUCCAGAGUGCUACCUGGCCCUUCCUCGCUUUCUGAACAAAGGAGUCUGGCUCUGCCAUCCAAGCCUCUGGGAAUGCCUACCCAGAACUAUGCUCUGAUGCAGGUGGCCGGCCAAGAGGGGACAUUUUCUCUUGUUGCUUUGCCAAAUGUUGCCUCAGCCCAGCCAGUUCAAAAGCCCAGAAUGUCCAUACAUGAAAACCUUAAACUGCCUAUUCCUCGAUACCAACCACUAAGUAGCAAAGGAUUAAGAAAGAAACAGGACCUGAGCUCUCCCAAGGGUGGCUUCAGUGACCCUCCUGGACCAGCCCGGCUAUGUCAUUUGACUCCUUCCCCACAAGCCCAUCCUGAGCUGUGUCACAAACCUAGCCCAUGGAAGCGAAUGCCCACUUUAAACCCUUCUCCCACGAACAUCAACACAGCUACACUGACCAGUGGUGUUGGUCAAGGAGAUUUGAGUACUCUAGUGACCAACAGCUGUGGCGAUCUUGAGCUUCCUGCCAUCCCAGCAUACACUACAGAGGACUCUUCUUCCCCUCAGAGCCUCCCAGCAAGUAUGCAGAAGGCAGGUUGUGCCAGGAAGGAGGCACCCACUACACCUGCUCCUGCACACACUGUCUUCAGCAGUGCAGUUCAGUUGGUCUCUGUGGUACCCAAGGGUGAGCAGCCUAUCCUGCCCGUCCCAAGAGAGAAAGCCACAGCGGUGGGCAAAGUGGAGCCAGAUGCUGAUACUGCAGAAUUGUCCUCAUCUGAUUGCAGAGCAAACUGUGAUGAGAGACUGUCCAUCACAGAAGGGUGUGAUGCAGCCACGGAGAUAGCCAGCAAGAUGCCUGCUCUGCAUGGGUCUAAGCAGAGUGCAUAUGAAAAUGCCUACUGUCCUGUCACCAAAUUAGAUCUCAGCCACAAGGCAAAACCCAGCAGUGGGAUAAAGAGAAGAGGAAGGAAAUGGAAAGUGCCAGAUGAGAUUUUAGCAUUGCAGGGCAAAAGGAGGAAAUGCAUUAUUGGUAUGUGUGGAGAUGGCAUAGAAAGGACAAGAAAUAGUCCCCAAGAACCCAGAGACCAGAAGCCCGGGGCUGCUUCCAGAAAGUACCGUAGCAUCAUGCCCAAGCCUGUCAUCGUCCUGUCUGCUUUGGCACCCCUGGCAUCUCCUGCGACUGCGCUGUCUCAGGCUCCCAGCAGCUUAGGUCAAGAUGUUCUGAUUAAUGCUCUGCCUCCAAAAUGUCUUGGCUCCAAGCAAAGUGACAGCCUUACCCCUAAGCCCAGCUCUGUACUCAGAAAUGGAUUCUCUGGCGUUAAGAAGCCCUGGCACAUGUGUCCAGUCUGCAACUACCACUUCCAAUUCAAACACCACCUUUUAGACCACAUGAAUACACACACCAACAGAAGGCCUUAUAGUUGUGGGAUCUGUCGGAAGACCUAUGUGCGUCCCGGCAGCCUGAGCGCACACAUGAAACUUCACCACGGUGACAAUCGCCCCAAGAAACUAGUGUGCUGUGAAUUUUGUGCAAAAGUCUUUGGUCAUGUCCGAGUCUAUUUCGGCCAUCUGAAGGAGGUGCACAGGGUUGUGAUCAGCACAGAGCCCUCCCCCAGUGAACUGCAGCCAGAAGACACACCAAAAAACAAGGACAGAGAUCCUGGUGUGCAAAGACCUGACAGCUCGCUGGAGAGGGAAACCAAGUCAAGUUUGGAAGAAGAUUUCCUUCUAAACCAGGCAGAUGAAGUCAAAUUGCAAAUCAGAUGUGGCCGUUGUCAGAUCACUGCUCAGUCUUUUGCUGAAAUAAAGUUUCAUUUGCUUCAUGUUCAUGGAGAGGAAAUUCAAGGCCGGCUGCAAGAGGUGAUCCUCCCAGGCAGCAGAUGUGAUGCUCCCCAGCAGACGCAGUUCCCAGAGAGAAGGAAGCAGAGGAAGCCCUGUGCCUCUAUGGAGGACUCUCCAGCAUUCUCUAGAGUGAAAAGACAGCCAGCCCCUCAUCGAAACAGAGAGGAAGCCCUGGUAGAAAGUGAAGGCAGCCAGUGGGGAAUGACUGGUCCCCAGCACCCCCCCAGGCUUCUCUGGUCCCACGCAGGCUUUCACUGCCUGCUGUGUGCUCAGAUGCUGGGGAGGAAGGAGGACCUGCUGCUUCACUGGGUACACCAGCACAACUGUGAGGACCCCACCAGACUCUGGGCUCUCCUGGGGACGUUCUCUAACCAGGGUACUCCUGAGCUCCCCAGGGAAGCAAGGCCAGGACGCUGAGGCCAUCCAGCAGUAGAGAUGCUGCACCACCUUCCUCACUAUCUGUGCUGUUAGGAUUUAAUUGUAAGGAGCCAGUACUCCAGGGCCAGGGCCAGUGUACAGAGGAAAUGUUUGUGCAUAGUUUUAUUUUCUUAAGAAAUAAAAUAUGUGCCCUGGAUGCAUUUUUCUAACAUAUGUAAUCUCACUUUAAAAUUCCAUGCCUUCUCCAAUAUUGUUGACAUUAUUUAAUAAUAAAUAAAAAGAUCAAAAUUAAGAAAUUGAAA
This is a messenger RNA of Mastomys coucha (southern multimammate mouse), 3417 nucleotides long. It is a transcript of the gene Znf438, whose product is annotated as zinc finger protein 438. The transcript has 6 exons. Gene Ontology annotation, cellular component: nucleus. Gene Ontology annotation, molecular function: sequence-specific DNA binding; DNA-binding transcription factor activity, RNA polymerase II-specific. The coding region runs from base 776 to 3154 and encodes 792 amino acids. Gene Ontology annotation, biological process: regulation of transcription by RNA polymerase II. The record is from RefSeq and is a predicted model, not a curated record. NCBI's taxonomy places the organism in Eukaryota, Metazoa, Chordata, Mammalia, Rodentia, Muridae.